Molecule: messenger RNA, 2196 nt
Organism: Daphnia pulicaria
Lineage: Eukaryota; Metazoa; Arthropoda; Branchiopoda; Diplostraca; Daphniidae
Product: vezatin-like
Exons: 7
Coding region: 76-2100 (674 amino acids)
Biological process (GO): cell-cell adhesion
Cellular component (GO): plasma membrane
Source: RefSeq, a predicted model, not a curated record
GUUGCAGACGAUUCCAUCCGAUGAUCACAUUUUAAAGGGCGGCUAAAUUAUUGCAGUUGCAGUAUUUUGAUCUAAAUGGAAUCAGAUGAAGAUGAAGACGUGAUAUUUGAGGGAAGUCAACUGUAUGCACAUCUUACUACAUCUGAAUAUUCAGGUCCAGAAAUAAACUUCUAUAAUUCUGGAAAAAUCAACCUAGCCCCUGAAAAUGUGGUUUCGGGUGACAUUGCAACAGGCAAAUCUUGGAAAGAUCUUUUCCUGUCAUUAUGCUCGAAAGUUGGAUUUAAUAAUGAGAACUAUGAAAAAGAAUUUGCCCAAAAGAUAGUGCAUACUAUAAUGAACACAUCUCUCAUCUCGUUGGAAGAUGUUGAUUUUUUAUCCAACAUGUUUGAUGACAUGUUGCCAGAAGUUACUCGAACAUAUAGUCAAGAUGGUUGCUUUGAAAUCUUCGCUAUAGGUGGCGUUGCGCUGUCCGCUACUCUUUUAUCCACAAGAAGGAUUCCGUGGGCACUUCGCGCUCCGAGCCUUCUCUUCAUUGGAGGAAAUAUGCUACGAAUCUUCAGUAAAAAGAUCAAUGACUUGAAACGAAAAAGAAUCAAUCAAGUUGUUGACAAAUUUCAAAUCGUCUUAUCUCAGCUGCACGACCUAUGUUUAAACAUGACAAAAUCCGUACAAUUCGUUCAAGAGAUGGAACUCAUCGAUCGCGGUUUUACUUUACCAAAUUUGAUUACUCAUUUGAGCAUGAAAACUUUGCCGAAUCAACCCAGUGCUCUUCUGUGUUUACCUUUGCGGCAAGAACUACUGCAGACGGUCCAAGAACUUCAUGAAAUCAUGCGAGCGUUAACGCUUCGUAUCAGAGAAAUGUUGCCUCUCAAUAGCGCAGUCGAUAACGCGUCUCACUAUCUCGCGUGCUGCGAACCGAUUCCGGAAGAAAUCCAUGAACAACACGUGACGUUGCAAAAGAUUCGGGCUGCCAUGAGGCAGUGUCACGUGCAGCUCUCAGAAAUGUUGAGACGUCUAGCCCUCAGCUUCUUGGUAUCUACUGACCAGCGGCAUUUCCAGCUAAUAGACGAGCUGAGUCGAGCCUUGCCCUGCAGGAUUGCACCUCUCACCCAUCGACUGCGAAUGGCAUACGACUACUACACGGCAUGGAAGGUCAGUGAUACUUCAGACAUUCUUUGCACGCCGGACAUAGUUAGCAGCGAAACCAACGAUGAGCGGCCCAAGGGUCUCGACUUGGCGCUUCAUAGUCUCGAGCGCCAUUUGCGGGCGACUGCACUGAUUAUCGACUCGUUGCGAGGGUCGGAUCUGCUUCCGGGGAUGCGAAUUCAGCUCAGCCACGAAUGUAAGGCCGUUGCCACGUGCUGGGAAUUGGUCGAGAUGGAACUGCAAAAGUUAUCGAAUCCGUCUUUAAUGGCACCGCCGCCGACACGUGCGGUCCAAGUGCAACCGAAUCGGCCAGUUGAAACUGGUGAAGUAUUGCCGCUGUACGGUGCCUGGGAACCCGACGUCCAGGAUCUGGAGAUCCUUGAAGCAGACCUCCGAUUUUCCGAUGUGAAUCGCCAAGACGCAGCCGACGAUGACGAUGAUCUGCUCUUGUUGAAGAGAGAAACUCGUGAAGAGCGUCUUGCCCGCAAACGAGAACUGGCUGCCCAAUCGAAGCGGAUGUAUUCCGAAUUGCAAGUUGUUUUGAAAUCGAAAGCCGCCGAGUGGAAAGAGCGCGAAGCCAGGGUCAUGGAGCGUCUCGGCAAGACGGCAGAGGUGGAAGAAGACUCGCCGGACGUGCCGGAACAACAAGAGGAGGAGAUGAUUCCUCCGUCCCAGCAAGAAGAUAACGAUCGACUUCAGGGGCCGGACGAAGCGAAUCAGCCGGCCGGAUUGGCGAUUGGAUGUCCCGCUAGCGAUGCGUCUACUCGAUUCGACACGAGUAGGAUCGUGCCUUGCUCCACGUUUGGUGUCCAGGCCUCACUGGCCGCUCAAGUGCGCGCUCUUGCAUCUCAGAGGGGAGCCUUGCAGAACGAGGAUAUGAUCGGCGACUCUGAUUCUUCUUCCGAAGAAGACGAAGAGGAUUCGGCAACCACUUUGCCACUUGGAGACCCUUGAAGAUAUUUCGAUCCUUUCCGAUGUAGACGAUCCGCUUUUUUUUUCGCUUCUGUUUAAAAUGCAGACAACAAGGAAAUAAAGAUUUUUUCCCGGGAA